AUGGUAAUGAAGCCCGCUCUUUUGUUUUUCGCUCUCAAUUUAAUUGACAAUAGUCACAGCUGGAUAUUUAAUAAUAUUGAUUACAAAUUGUUGGAAAAUAAUAUCCUUGAAGAUAAACAUCGAGAUAUUGGUAAUGAAUUGUCUGCGGAGGAUUUAAUGAACCUAAGGUUCAAUCUUAUAUAUCCAGGUACGAAGUGGUGCGGACCUGGAAACAUAGCAGAUGAUUACGACGAUCUGGGAACAUCCCAGGAGACCGAUAUCUGCUGCAGGGACCACGAUAAUUGCCCCGACACCAUACCAGCGGGGGAGACUAAACAUAACUUGACCAACGAAGCGUAUUAUACAAAAUUGAGCUGCGAUUGUGACGAGAAAUUCCGACAAUGUUUACGAAGUGGUAACACGAAAUCAACGACUACAGUCGGCUUGAUGUACUUCAACAUUAUCGGGACUCAAUGCUUUAGAAGCGAUUAUCUUGUUACGGGAUGCGUUAAGCAAGGAGGGUGGCUAAACACGAAGUGCGUUGAAUAUUCAUACGACACGACCAGUGAGAUGACGUACCAGUGGUUUGACGUGCCCAACUAUGAGUACUAAGCACAUUUUGAACAUAUGUCUAGAGCUCAAAAAACAAUAGAAAUACGGCUAUGUUUUUGGAACACCAGUUUAACUUGACACGUAAACAGCGUGCCACCGCAUCCUCUUGUAUUAAAUGUAUUUUAAUCUGUG
Vanessa atalanta (red admiral) is the source of this 723-nucleotide messenger RNA. RefSeq names its product phospholipase A2-like. The transcript has 4 exons. Lineage: Eukaryota; Metazoa; Arthropoda; Insecta; Lepidoptera; Nymphalidae. Gene Ontology annotation, biological process: phospholipid metabolic process; arachidonate secretion. Bases 1 to 591 code for a protein of 196 amino acids. The record is from RefSeq and is a predicted model, not a curated record.